GUCAUUUUCAUGAGCCGGAAGUGGGGAAAUUGUAGUCGUUCAGAAACCCUGACAUGACAAAUCAAAUCGCACGGUGAUUCAACAUCUCAUUCGCUUACAAAGCAAGCAGAUUUCUGGACGAGUUUCUUCCUACGUAUCAGCAGCAGCAGCCAUGCACGGCCGUGUGAAGGUCAAAACCACAGCCCAGCAGGAGGAGGAGAAAAAGAAAGAGCGGGAGAAGAAGCUGAAGGUCUACGUGGCUGCUCGGGACGCCUGCUUUUCCAAGAGGAAGGAUGGCGUUUUGGACGAUGAAGCCCUGCAGCUGACUCAGCAGCUCCUCUCUGCAAACCCUGACUUUGCAACCCUCUGGAACUACCGACGAGAGAUCCUGACGCACCUGGAAACCGUCAAAGACGAGGAUGAAGCGCAGAAGAUUUACGAGGCCGAGUUGUCGUUUCUGGAAUCUUGCCUGAAAGUGAAUCCAAAGUCCUACGGCAGCUGGCACCACAGAGGGUGGGUCUCGGCCCGUCUGCCUCGACCCGACUGGGCCAGAGAGCUGAGCCUGUGUGAUCGCUGCUUAAGCCUCGACGACCGCAACUUCCACUGCUGGGAUUACCGCCGGAUGGUGGUGAAAAUGUCCGGCGUGCCGGUGAAGCAGGAGCUGGAGUUCACCGACCGCCUCAUAGGCUCCAACUUCUCCAACUACUCCAGCUGGCACUACCGCAGCACCCUGCUGCCGCUGCUCCACCCGGGCUCCCCGGAGCCGCCGCCCUCGCGCUGCGGCGGUGACCCUCCUCACUCCUGCUCGCCGCCCUCCCCUCAGGCCCACUUCCACCGAGUGUGUGAAGAGCAGCUGCUCAAAGAGUAUGAGCUGGUUCAGAACGCUUUCUUCACCGACCCAAACGACCAGAGUGCUUGGUUCUAUUACCGUUGGCUGCUCGGCAGAGCGGAGCGUGAGGAGGUGAUAAGCUGUGCGUACGUCAGUCGGGAGCAGGAGAGAGUCGCCGUCGCCUUCUCCAGGCCUGUCAAUGCGCAGUCCGGCGGUCUGCUGCUGGUCCUCGACGGUCAGCCUCAGAGAGCGGAGUGGCGGAGCGUCCACCCACACUUCAAACACAGUCCAGUCUGGAUCUGCGACCUCCCUCCAGGAACGAUAAGCGACGUCGCCAACGAACACAACCUGACCGUUCACUGGACUGAAAAACACACCCACCGGGACUGCGCCCUCUACACAGGCCGGAGCGAGAGCUGGUGUCGGGACACCGCUACAGACCUCGAGCUGUUCAGGAGUGAACUCUCGGUGGAGAAGACCUCGGUGUUGCAGUCGGAGCUGCAGUCCGUCAACCAGCUACAAGAACUGGAGCCUCUGAAUAAAUGGUGCUUGCUGACCAUUAUCCUCCUGAUGAGGGCACUAGACCCUCUUGGGUAUGAGAAGGAGACCCUCGCUCACUUUCAGACACUCAAAGAAGUGGACUCCGUGCGCUCCGCAUAUUACAGCGACCUGUGCAGCAAGUUCAUGAUUGAGAACACCAUCCUGAAAAUGGAGUACGCCGAAGUGCGAGUCUUCAGUAUCUCUGACAGGAACCUGACCACAUUAUGCCACCUGGACCAGCUGUUAUUAGUGACUCACAUCAAUCUGUCGUCCAAUCAGCUGCGGCGGCUGCCUCCUCAGUUUGCGAUGUUGCAGUGCUUGGAGGUUGUGGAGGCCGAUAACAACUCUAUAGAGAACCUGGAGGGAGUUUAUCACCUUCCCAAACUGGAGGAAGUCUCCUUGAAGAACAACAAGAUCUCCACGCUGGCAGACCUUCAGCCUCUGGCCUCCUGCCCCAAGCUGAGGCGCCUCGAUCUCCGCGGCAACCCCGUCACUCAGACGGCCAACGUGGAGUCGGAGUUGGCCGAGCUGCUGCCCUCCGUCGCUGACCUCCUGCUCUGAUCGCCGCGUCCCGUCGUUCACUCGUCUCUCCGUCUUCAGCUGUGUUUCGGUAGCAGGCAACCCGUGUCUCGUCUCUCUCUCUCCCGUCUCUGAUUAUUUUGUUUUGAAGUGUGUCGUGCCUCUUGUUUGUAGACGGACUGCCAGUCACAGCCAACCCUGAAGCUCUGACAGCCUGAUGGUUCAGAGCGUACAUCACCCACCUGUCCACCACUUGAACACAAAGUCUGCAUUUACAUGUGUGGGGGCGUGUGUGUGUGUGUGUGUGUGUGUGUGUGUGUGUACAGAGGUGAAUGCACGAUAAAACACGUCGCAUUUCUUUGUUUGUGUGGAUGGAUGUCCGGUCCCCCUAAUGCAUGCAGAAACAUGGAGGAAGGAAACAAAAAAGGUGUAAAGUGGAUAUGGAUUGGCGUGCAGCAAUGCUGGUUUAUUGCUUCUCUGAGCUUUGUGCUCAUACAGGUUGAUAGCAGCAUCUUGUAGUAAUCAUUAUUUUUAAAAAGGUUAUCUUAAGACAUUAAAUGACAAUAUACUGUUGCACAGUAGAUUCAAUAAAAACAGCACACAUUGUGUCACUGCCUUCCAGCCA
Messenger RNA from Xiphophorus maculatus (southern platyfish), 2492 nucleotides. RefSeq names its product Rab geranylgeranyltransferase alpha subunit (gene rabggta). The coding region runs from base 152 to 1909 and encodes 585 amino acids. The transcript has 17 exons. Gene Ontology annotation, biological process: protein geranylgeranylation. Lineage: Eukaryota; Metazoa; Chordata; Actinopteri; Cyprinodontiformes; Poeciliidae. Gene Ontology annotation, molecular function: zinc ion binding; Rab geranylgeranyltransferase activity; protein binding. The record is from RefSeq and is a predicted model, not a curated record. Gene Ontology annotation, cellular component: cytoplasm; Rab-protein geranylgeranyltransferase complex.